AUGCUGAUAGUGGGGGCUUGCUAUAAAGGAUGUGACUGUCUCUCCGAUAUCAAAUACAUCAACUGCUCUUCUGGGAAUUUCACCACUCUGGUCAGCAUCGCCCGCAACACAGAGUACCUGGACCUGUCCAGAAACCUGCUGACAGUGCUGCCGCCAGACUCCCUGGGACGACUGUGGAGGCUGCGGGUGCUGCUACUGAGAGACAACAACAUCAGCCUGGUUUCAGAUGGGGCUUUCUCUCACCUGCUGGGCCUCCGCAGGCUGGACCUGAGCCACAACCGGCUCUCUGCCCUGGGCGAGGGCUUCUCCACAGGGUUGGGCACCCUCAUGGAACUCCUCCUUAGCCACAACUCUCUCACCGUCCUGGAGAGCGGCAGCUUCCAGAACCUGGACAACCUUCAGAAGCUGGACCUCAGCGCCAACCUCAUCCAUCUGGUGUAUCCCAGGGCUCUGGGCAGCAUGACUGCUCUGCGGCGCCUCCAUCUGGAAGGGAACCGCCUGGCCAGCCUGGGUCCCGACCUGUUCUCCACCCUGCGCUCCCUGGAGGUACUGGGCCUGCGGGGGAACCAGGUGAGCUCCACCGAGGCGGGGGUCUUCACCCCUCUGUCCCGCCUGGCUCUGUUGGAUCUGGGGCACAACCGCCUCAGCACGCUGGGAUUCCGGACCCUGCUGAGCAUCCGCACUGCCAGCCUCCAUGUCCUGCUAGAGGGGAACCCCUGGCACUGCGACUGUGACCUCCAGCGGGUCUUCAGUAAGCUGAACGCAGUCCAACGCCUCUUCCUGGACGACCUCGGGGCUCUGCGGUGCAGCGACCCGGCAGAGCUGAGGGGCAGGUCCAUGGGCGACGUGCAGGCGGAGCUCUGCGUGGGUGAGACGGUGACCGUGCUCAUCCUGACUAUUACUGUGGUGAUCACCGUGGUGGCGGCCAUUAUCAUGGCAGAGAAGAACAAGAAGAACAGUAAGGAGUGGACGGAGGAGAGCGUGGGACUGGAGGCCUACUGCGACAACUAG
Molecule: messenger RNA, 1011 nt
Organism: Osmerus eperlanus (European smelt)
Lineage: Eukaryota; Metazoa; Chordata; Actinopteri; Osmeriformes; Osmeridae
Product: reticulon-4 receptor-like 2
Exons: 2
Coding region: 1-1011 (336 amino acids)
Molecular function (GO): protein binding
Source: RefSeq, a predicted model, not a curated record